AUGAAUCACCAAACCGCUGUUGUCACUAUCGUCCUGCUAGCAGUCUUCUCUUCCACCAGCGGUCUCAUCAGCGGUGGCCGUUCUCUCCAAGAGAUCGAUCGUCAGAUAUACUGCGGCAGAAGCCUGGCGAACAUACUGGUAAAAUUGUGCAAUGACGGCGUCGAUAAGAGAACGGACGUUGGUAUAUUACGUAACACAAUUCUGUCACCAUAUUACAAAGAGCACGACGUGGUAUGGCCUUGGUUGGCUCACCAUAGGGCCAAAGCCCUAGGCCUCCCGUCCCGAGGCAAGAGGCAUCAAACCGAGGGAAUCGUCAACGAAUGCUGUGAAAAAGCAUGCAGCAGAGACGAACUAUUGCAGUAUUGUUACGAUGAACGUGAUGUAUAG
Messenger RNA from Amyelois transitella, 387 nucleotides. Its product is annotated as bombyxin A-1 homolog. The transcript is spliced from 2 exons. Gene Ontology annotation, cellular component: extracellular region. Gene Ontology annotation, molecular function: hormone activity. The record is from RefSeq and is a predicted model, not a curated record. The coding region runs from base 1 to 387 and encodes 128 amino acids. NCBI's taxonomy places the organism in Eukaryota, Metazoa, Arthropoda, Insecta, Lepidoptera, Pyralidae.